UCGACUCCUGGCGAGGAGAAGGAAACGCUUGCGAGUAGAAAUUAAACGCGAAGAAAACUAAGCGGCGAUCGAAGCCUCGUGGGAUCUUCGCAAUAGCAGCAGGGGGGAAGGUAUCAAUUUGGGCUGUGAUCGCAGGAGCGGCGGCAGGAUCUUGGCCACUCCGACCUCGGAGAAGCCCCCUCCCUCUCGCUCCCUCUUCUUCGAGGCGCUCCGAGCGGGGAGGUCGAAUAGGACGACGCGGGCACGGCGUGGUAUUCGACUUUUGUGCCCUCGAACGGAUAUUUCCGAGGCGGAUCUCGGAGUCACGGCGAGCAGGGAAAAAGAGGAAAUAUUUAAUGGCCGAGAGAAGAAACAUUUGAUCUUUUCGGACGGAAAGUUCCUUCUUUUGUUUUCCCGUUUGUUUUUGUGUGGAUCCUACCUUGAUUGUUUGUGGGCAUUCUCAUUGGUGCGAUCUGGGAUCUCUGGAAGUAUCGGCCUGAGGGAGAAUCAAGGAGAUCAGGCGUUGACCUGAUUUUGGAGCGCGAAAUGGCCAAUCUUAGCAAUCCCACAGUAGGGUCACAAGUAUGGACUGAGGAUCCUGAUGAGGCUUGGAUUGAUGGGGAGGUCGUGGAGGUCAACGGAGAUGAAGUCACGAUCACCUGUACUUCUGGAAAGACAAUUACGGCAAAAUUGAACAAUGUGUUCCCAAAAGAUACCGAUGUAUCACCUUGUGGUGUCGAUGACAUGACAAAGCUAGCUUAUCUUCAUGAACCAGGUGUCUUGCUGAACUUAAAGUCAAGAUUUAUGAUGAAUGAAAUAUAUACAUAUACUGGGAAUAUACUGAUUGCUAUGAACCCUUUUCAAAGACUGCCACACCUAUACAGUACCCACAUGAUGGAACAGUAUAAAGGGGCAGAUUUUGGUGAAUUAGCUCCCCAUCCUUUUGCAAUUGCCGAUGCUGCAUAUAGACGCAUGAUGAUUGAUGGAAUAAGCCAGGCAAUAUUAGUAAGUGGAGAAAGUGGUGCUGGAAAAACAGAAAGCACUAAGAUGCUUAUGCGCUUUCUUGCUCAUAUGGGUGGUAAAGUGGCAACUGAUGCACGGUCUGUCGAGCAACAAAUUUUGGAGUCCAAUCCUGUGCUUGAGGCAUUUGGCAACGCAAAGACAGUACGGAAUAAUAAUUCCAGUCGUUUUGGAAAGUUUGUUGAGAUCCAGUUUGAUGAAAAAGCAAGGAUUUCAGGAGCUGCUGUCAGAACAUACUUGCUUGAAAGAUCUCGUGUCUGUCAAAUAUCUGAUCCUGAGAGAAACUACCACUGUUUUUACAUGCUAUGUGCUGCUCCAUCUGAGGACAUUGAUAGAUACAAAUUGGACCAUCCUAGAACGUUUCACUACCUUAAUCAGUCCAAUUGCUUUGCACUUGAUGGGGUAGAUGAGUCAGAGGAGUACUUAACAACUAGAAGAGCCAUGGAUGUUGUUGGAAUUAGCACUGAUGAACAGGAUGCAAUUUUCAGUGUGGUGGCUGCCAUUCUUCACCUUGGAAAUAUUGAAUUUGCCGAAGGAGAAGAACCUGAUUCAUCUGUACCUAAAGACGAUAAAUCUUGGUACCAUCUAAGAACUGCUGCAGAGCUUUUCAUGUGUAAUGAGAAAGCUCUUGAGGAUUCCUUGUGUAAAAGGAUUAUCAUAACUCGCGGUGAUCGCAUUACCAAAAAUCUAAAUCCUGAAGCUGCAACUCUUAGCCGAGAUGCUUUGGCAAAGGUUGUCUACUCACGGUUGUUUGAUUGGCUUGUGGAUAAAAUCAACUGCUCAAUUGGCCAAGAUCCUGAUUCAAAGAUUUUGAUUGGGGUGCUGGAUAUUUAUGGAUUUGAAAGUUUCAAGACAAACAGUUUCGAACAGUUUUGCAUCAAUCUUACUAAUGAAAAACUGCAACAACAUUUUAAUCAGCAUGUUUUUAAGAUGGAACAAGAAGAAUAUACAAAAGAAGAAAUUGAUUGGAGUUAUAUCGAAUUUAUUGACAAUCAGGAUAUUCUUGAUCUUAUUGAGAAGAAACCAGGUGGAAUAAUUGCUCUUCUAGAUGAAGCUUGUAUGUUGCCAAGGUCAACACAUGAAACAUUUGCUGAGAAGUUGUACCAAACAUUUAAGAAUCACCAGCGAUUCAUCAAACCUAAAUUUUCACGCUCCGACUUUACCAUCCGUCAUUAUGCUGGCGAUGUUACAUAUCAAACAGAACUUUUCUUGGAUAAGAACAAAGAUUAUGUUGUUGCUGAACACCAAGAACUCUUGGGUGCUUCAAGGUGUCCCUUUGUUGCAGGUCUUUUCCCACCACUUACAGAGGACUCAUCUAAAUCUUCGAAGUUCUCAUCAAUUGGCUUAAGGUGUAAGCAACAACUUCAAACUUUAUUAGAAACUCUAAGCCAUACUGAGCCCCACUACAUACGAUGUGUAAAGCCUAAUAAUCUUCUGAGACCUGCAAUUUUUGAGAACACUAAUAUUCUCCAGCAGCUUCGUUGUGGGGGUGUGUUGGAGGCAAUCAGAAUAAGUUGCGCUGGAUAUCCCACACGACGCACAUUCGAUGAAUUUGUAGAUCGGUUUGGCAUUUUUGCACCCAAUUUAUUGGAUGAGAGUAGGAAUUUUGAUGAGGUGACUGUUACUAAGAAAUUGUUAGAGAAAGUGGGUCUCAAAGGUUAUCAGAUAGGCAAAACAAAGGUGUUUCUUCGUGCUGGUCAGAUGGCUGAAUUAGAUGCUCGUAGGAAUGAAGUUCUUGGACUCUCUGCUAAGAAAAUUCAAAGAAAAGUUCGAUCCUAUUUGGCUCGCAAACAUUUCAUCUUACUCCAAAAAUCAGCUAUACUGUUACAGACUGCAUGCAGAGGUUACAAUGCAUGUCAACAUUAUGAAAAGAUGCGUAGGCAAGCUGCUGCCUCAAUAAUCCAGGCAUAUUUUCGCAUGCACCUUGCAAGGAAAAUGUACACCAACAACUGUCUUGCAUCUAUUACCAUUCAAUCUGGUUUACGUGGGAUGGUUGCUCGUAAAGAAUUUCAUUAUAGGAAACAGACAAGAGCUGCAAUAAUUAUUCAGAGUUAUUUCCGCAGACACUUAGCGUGCUUGCGUUAUUUGAGACUAAAGAAAGCAACAAUUACGAUGCAAUGUGCUUGGAGAGGAAGAGUUGCUAGAAGGGAACUACGAAAACUUAAAUUGGCUGCAAAAGAAGCCGGUGCACUCCAAGAAGCUAAAAAUAAGUUAGAGAAGCAAGUUGAAGAACUCACAUGGAGACUACAGCUGGAGAAACGAAUGAGGCUUGACCUGGAGGAAGCAAGGUCUCAAGAAAUUACAAAGUUGCAAGUAGCCUUGCAGGAUAUGCAACUACAGGUUAAAGAAACAAAAACUAUGCUUGCAGCAGAGCAAGAAGCUUCCAAGAAGACUGCAGAAAAUGCUUCUUUGGUACAUGAGGUCCAAGUUAUUGAUACAGAUUUGACGAAUAAAAUCACAGCUGAAAAUGAAAAAUUAAAGGCUUUGGUGAGUUCUCUUGAAACAAAAAUUCAAGAAACAGAGCAAAAGUUUGAGGAAACAAGUGCCCUAAGUGAGGAGAGGCUAAAGAAAAUUCUUGAGACAGAAUCAAAGAUUGAUGAGUCAGAAGCAAAAUUAAUUGAUCUGAAAACAUCGAUGCAAAGUCUUCAAGAAAAGUUGUCCAAUAUGGAAUCUGAGAAUCAAGUUCUGCGACAGCAAGCCUUAAUCCUUGCAUCAGUCAAAAACACACCCUCUACCCCAUCGAAACAAAGUAUGGACAACCUUCCGCACCAAUUUAUGGAUCAUAAGGACCUACCAAAUGCUCCUCCUCCUAUUAAACACAUUGCCAAGACUGAUUCCAGGUUGAGGAAAUCUUAUGUUGACAGGCCGCAGGAGAAUGUUGACAUGCUGAUCAAAUGCGUGGUUCAAAACAUUGGUUUUGAUGAAGGAAAGCCAGCAGCUGCAGUGACUAUAUACAAAUCUCUUCUUCACUGGAAAUUAUUUGAAGCAGAGAAAACAAGUGUUUUUGACCGUCUUAUUCAGAUGAUUGGCUGUGCAAUUGAGGAUGAUCAGAGCACCGAACACCUAGCUUAUUGGUUGUCAAAUUCAUCUACUUUGUUAUAUCUCUUGCAAAAGAGUCUAAAAGCUGCUGGUGCAACUAGUAGUUCUACACCACGAGGGAAGCCUCCAACACCAACAUCAUUAUUUGGGCGGAUGACACAAGGGUUCCGCUCUUCUUCAAACAUUCCUGUGGAUGAACUUGCUUUUGUGCGCCAAGUAGAGGCCAAAUACCCAGCAUUGCUGUUCAAGCAACAGCUCUCAGCUUAUGCUGAAAAAAUUUUUGGGAUCCUUCGUGAUAAUGCAAAGAAAGAGUUGAGCUCAUUAAUUUCACAGUGUAUACAGGUAACUAGGACAGUAAGAGCAAAAAGUAUGCUGAGAGGGCGUUCAUUUGGAAGUAAUGCUCAGAACAGCCCGUGGCAAAGCAUCAUCGACAAUCUUGAUAAUCUCCUGGCAGUGUUGCAAGGGAACUAUGUACCCGAGAUUCUUAUUCAGAAGUUCUUUGUUCAAGUCUUCUUCUUCAUUAAUAUUCAACUUUUUAAUAGUCUUCUCUUGCGCCGAGAAUGUUGCUCCUUUAGCAACGGAGAGUAUGUGAAAUCUGGUUUGGAUGAAAUGGAAUUGUGGUGUAAUAAAUUAAAACCAGAGCUUGUUGGAUCAUCCUCGGAUGAACUUAAGCACACAAAACAAGCUAUUGGUUUCUUGGUAAUAUUCCAGAAGUAUAGGAUUUCAUACGAUGAGAUAGUCAAUGAUCUCUGCCCGGCGCUGACUGUCCAACAGCUGUACAGAAUUUGCACCCAAUAUUAUGAUGACAAAUACAAUAGUCAAAGUGUUUCACCAACUGUACUUUCUGACAUGAGUAAACUAAUGGUAAAUGAUUCCGCUGACGACGAUGAAGCUACAUUUUUGCUGGAUGAUGAUCUGAGCAUUCCCUUCUCACUGGAUGAAAUUUCAACCUCUGUACAUGAUAAAGAUUUACUCGACGUCAAACCACCCGAGGAACUCAUCAAAUAUACAGCAUUCCAAUUCUUACUAGAUUAAAGUUUGGUGAUCCAAGCAUGCAUAUAUAGUUUUCAACAUGUGAAGGAACAUCUCCAUGCGACCAUUCAAAUUCUUUAAUAUUCAUCACAGAUUUGUCAAGUCUGUCAGUCCCAUCCUGGGGGCUAUAGUUUCCAUUUCCUUUAGGUUUGUUGAUUUAGGAGUGGAAGCAAAUUGCGCUUGAUUUUGGUUCAAUUCUUUGUUUGAUCCAAAGAACAUUGCCUUCAUCAUAGGCAAGUUGUGUUUUAGAUAAAGUUGUGAUAGAAAUAUGUUUUUCUCCAGUUGUGUAAAGAUUCGAUUUAAGUGCCAAGGGCAAUUGUAGAGCAAUAUACUGAAUUAGUUUUGUUUUUUUUUGUAAA
This is a messenger RNA of Zingiber officinale, 5429 nucleotides long. RefSeq names its product myosin-6-like. The transcript has 39 exons. Gene Ontology annotation, biological process: actin filament organization; vesicle transport along actin filament. NCBI's taxonomy places the organism in Eukaryota, Viridiplantae, Streptophyta, Magnoliopsida, Zingiberales, Zingiberaceae. The record is from RefSeq and is a predicted model, not a curated record. The coding region runs from base 526 to 5073 and encodes 1515 amino acids. Gene Ontology annotation, molecular function: microfilament motor activity; actin filament binding; ATP binding. Gene Ontology annotation, cellular component: actin cytoskeleton; cytoplasm; myosin complex.